CACGAUUCUCGUGAUUCUCUUCGCAAAUCGUGUUACUCAUCGAUCCGAGUGAAAUCUCUAACAUUUUGUUUCAACUGUUGCGACGAUAAGAAGUGUGCAAAGACAGUAGCCUUAAUAAUAAUCUUAAGUGUACAUUCUAAGACAAUUUCUGCAAAUUUGGAGCAAGUUUUGCGCUGUAUCUUCGUUUCAUUUAACAAAAACGGAUACGCAAAUUAAGAGGGUUGCUGAUAAACUCAGAGAGACCAAACAAUUUGAUGGCUAUUUAUUGAGGCUUUAUCCAAAUCGAAAGUGAUUGCUGCGCAGUGUGAGUCACCGGUGACUCUAAUCACUAAUAUUGUAAUAUACAUCAUAAUUGUCUACCGACAGAUGAUAACAGGAAGGAUUUUAUGAUUUUGGGUCUUAUUAUAAACAAUAUAUCAAAUAGCCUGAACGGAAGUUCCAGACAUAUUGUAUACAUAGUGCUAAUGCGAUUGAGACGGUGCGAGGGCUCAUUGCCCGCAUUUAUACUUCUUUUUAUACAAGGUUUUUUACUGUGCGCUCUUCUAGCCGUAUAUGAAUAUGCUCCCGAAGCAGAUGCCGGUAAACGGCAGAAUAGCAUUGCACCUUAUUUAAAUGGAGCAACGAACUGUCUGCCUGUUAUGUACACAUUGUAUCAAGAUGUCCAUGUGAUGAUCUGGAUUGGUUUUGGUUUCCUGAUGACAUUCCUAAAACGGUAUAGCCAGAGUGCUGUGGGCCUUACCUUUCUCCUCGGUGCAAUCUUUUUUCAAGUAGCUCUACUCUGCAAUGGUGCGAUGCAUAUAAAAUUGGGAAACAAGGCUUAUCUCUCGGUAGAAAGCCUUCUUAAUGCUGAUGUUGCUGUUGCUACUCCACUUAUCUCGAUGGGAGCGCUUUUGGGUAAAGUGACUUAUAUACAAUUACUGUUUAUUGGUACAGUGGAGUUGAUCAUGUUCACCGUUAAUAAAUACGUGGGAGAACAUCUGUUUAUGGUUGUCGAUGCCGGUGAUAGUAUGUUUGUCCACGUAUUUGGAGCAUAUUUCGGACUUGCCGUCAGCUUCGUAUUUGGGAUGAAAGAGAAACCAAAUGUACAUCAUCUUGAAGGAGCUUCUUAUCAAUCGGAUAUAUUUGCAAUGAUUGGUACAGUGUUCUUAUGGUUAUUUUGGCCAUCAUUUAACAGUGCGUCAUUGACGGGGGACGAUCAGCAGCGUGCUGUAAUUAAUACUGUGCUGUCAAUAUCCGCUAGCUGCAUAAUUGCGUUUGCCGUGUCUGCACUAAUUUCCAAAAACAAUAAAUUCAACAUGAUACACGUGCAAAAUUCAACUCUAGCUGGUGGAGUAGCCAUUGGUACUGCCGCAGGUAUGAUGUGUGAGCCUGUGGGUGCAGUGGUCAUUGGUGCUCUCUCCGGUGUGAUUAGCGUUCUCGGAUACAACUAUAUCACGCCAAUCAUACAAAAGCGACUUCGGAUCCAUGAUACUUGCGGAGUCCAUAAUUUACAUGGAAUGCCGGGCGUGCUGGCUGCUCUUUUCGGUGCACUUAUGGCAAUUUUGGCUACAGAAACCUCUUAUGAUUAUUCUUUAUAUGAAAUUUUUCCCGCUCGGGCGCCGAGUUCGGAAAUAAAAAUUGCCGAGAUGCGAGAUACUUAUGGGAUAUCACCUGGACUUGAUAGAACAGCUUAUCAACAAGGUGGAUAUCAAAUAUUAGCACUAGUAGUCACCCUUGGAAUCUCUGUUGUUUCCGGAUUAAUAACAGGUUUAAUCAUGUGUACUUUGAUUCAUGGCUGGAUGGCUAAGGAGCAGCAGUUUGACGAUGAGACUGUUUGGGAGUUGGAAGAAUCUCAAGAAUCGUGUCAGAAAAACCAAGAGAAUGAAGUAUCAAUGAACAAUAUGUAAUAUACACAACUACCUAUUUUACAAAAAUCUCUAAUGUGGAAAUAUUACCAAUAUAUGUAUAUAUACAUAUAUGUACAUAUAAUAUUGAUUUAAUUACUGUCUUAUACUUAUACUGUUUAUAAUUAUGAUACAAUUUAUAAUUGUAUAAACAUAUCUAAAGAAAGUUUUAAAUUCUACUUUAUUGUAUAAUAUUAGUUUCUAAAUUAUAUAUACAUAUAUAAAUUUAAUUAGAGUUUUAUUAGUAAUGUACACGCAAUGGGUGAUUAUUAUAAAUGGGUUUUGUCGAAA
Messenger RNA from Ooceraea biroi (clonal raider ant), 2174 nucleotides. RefSeq names its product Rhesus blood group-associated glycoprotein Rh50 (gene Rh50). The record is from RefSeq and is a predicted model, not a curated record. Gene Ontology annotation, biological process: ammonium transmembrane transport; ammonium homeostasis. Lineage: Eukaryota; Metazoa; Arthropoda; Insecta; Hymenoptera; Formicidae. Gene Ontology annotation, cellular component: plasma membrane. Gene Ontology annotation, molecular function: ammonium channel activity.